Aphidius gifuensis is the source of this 3169-nucleotide messenger RNA. RefSeq names its product lon protease homolog, mitochondrial-like (gene Lon). Lineage: Eukaryota; Metazoa; Arthropoda; Insecta; Hymenoptera; Braconidae. The coding region runs from base 122 to 3157 and encodes 1011 amino acids. The transcript is spliced from 5 exons. Gene Ontology annotation, cellular component: mitochondrial matrix. Gene Ontology annotation, biological process: chaperone-mediated protein complex assembly; protein quality control for misfolded or incompletely synthesized proteins; mitochondrion organization. Gene Ontology annotation, molecular function: single-stranded DNA binding; serine-type endopeptidase activity; ATP hydrolysis activity. The record is from RefSeq and is a predicted model, not a curated record.
AAAUUUGCAAGCAAGAACCAUAGAAAAUAGCAUCGAGAAAGAUCUCGAAAAAAUAAAUUUUGACAGUCACAAAUAAAAAACUAAUAACAAUUUUAAUUAAAUAAAUAAAAAUUGCUAAAUAAUGCAUAUUUUAGCGAGUUCAAUAAAUCAACGUUUAGGAAUGAUUAUACGUCAUCGAAUGACGUUAAAUCGUUCAUUAACAAUUGGUAAAAAUCAUCAAGUAUUACCGGCAAAAAGAAAAAUAAAUAUAUUAGAUUUAAAUAAUAAUAAAUCUCGUUGUUUAUUUAAUAAAAAUAUAUUAAGAGCUAGUGUUUUUGCAAGUGUAAGACAAUUUUCAACUAAAAAACCACCAUUACCUGAUGAUCCAGUUGAACAACAUGAACAAGAAGCAGAAGAAGAUUAUACAGCAACACUUCCAGCAACAGUUGUUGUACCAGAAGUUUGGCCACAUGUUCCAGUUAUUGCAAUAAAUAGAAAUCCAGUAUUUCCAAGAUUUAUUAAACUCAUUGAGCUAUCAAAUCCAGUUCUCAUUGAUUUAAUAAGAAGAAAAGUUAAAUUAAAUCAGCCAUAUGUUGGAAUAUUUUUAAAGAAAAGUGAAGAAAAUCAAUCAGAUGUUGUUGAAAAUAUAGAUGAUGUUUAUCCAAUUGGUACAUUUGGACAGAUCCAUGAAGUUCAUGAUCUUGGUGAUAAAUUAAGACUCGUUGUUAUGGCACAUCGAAGAAUUAAAAUUGUCAAUCAAAUACCAGAAGAAUUAUCACCAAAACCAGCACAACGUGAGAAAAUGAAAUUGACGUUUCCACUACUAAAUACAACAAUUUACGUUCCUGUAGACGAGGCUGGUCAAUCACGUCGAGGUGGACGUUCAAGUCGUAGAAAAGCUGAAUUAAAAAUUGAAGCUGUUGAUAGUGUAGAUAAAACAUCAAAUGAUACAACGACAAUUGUUGAAAAAGAAUCAUCAACAUCAGUUGAUGAUCAAAAAUCUGAUGAAAAAUCUCAAGAACAACAAACUGUUGUUCAAGGUGAUACUGCUUCAAGUAGUCAACCAUUACUUAUGGUUGAAGUUGUCAAUGUAACACAUGAUAAAUUUAAUCAAAAUGAAGAAAUAAAAGCAUUAACACAAGAAGUUAUUAAAACAAUACGUGAUAUUAUUAGUAUGAAUCCACUUUAUCGUGAUUCAUUACAACAAAUGUUACAUCAAGGACAACGUGUUGUUGAUAAUCCAGUUUAUCUUAGUGAUUUAGGUGCAGCAUUAACUGCUGCUGAGGCACGUGAAUUACAAGAAGUUUUAGAAGAAACGGAUAUAUCAAAAAGAUUAAGACUAUCACUUGCUCUAUUAAAAAAAGAACAUGAAUUAAGUAGAUUACAACAAAAAAUUGGUAAAGAAGUUGAAGAUAAAGUAAAACAACAACAUCGUAAAUAUAUACUACAUGAACAACUUAAAAUAAUUAAAAAAGAAUUGGGUUUAGAAAAAGAUGAUAAAGAUGCAAUUGAUGAAAAAUAUCGUGAAAGAAUACGUGAUAAAAAUGUACCAAAACAUGUUAUGGAUGUUAUUGAUGAAGAAUUAAAUAAAUUAGGAUUUUUAGAAAGUCAUAGUAGUGAAUUUAAUGUUACAAGAAAUUAUCUUGAUUGGUUAACAUCAAUACCAUGGGGUACAUCAAGUCCUGAAAAUUUAGGUAUACAAGAAGCAUCUGAUAUACUUGAUAAUGAUCAUUAUGGUAUGGAAGAUAUUAAAAAACGUAUACUUGAAUUUAUUGCUGUAUCAAAAUUAAAAGGUUCAACACAAGGAAAAAUAUUAUGUUUUCAUGGACCACCUGGUGUUGGUAAAACAUCAAUAGCACGUUCAAUAGCACGUGCAUUAAAUCGUGAAUAUUUUCGUUUUUCUGUUGGUGGUAUGACUGAUGUUGCUGAAAUAAAAGGACAUAGAAGAACAUAUGUUGGUGCAAUGCCUGGUAAAAUAAUACAAUGUUUAAAAAAAACUAAAACUGAAAAUCCAUUAGUAUUAAUUGAUGAAGUUGAUAAAAUUGGUAAAGGACAUCAGGGUGAUCCAUCAUCAGCAUUACUUGAAAUGUUAGAUCCAGAACAAAAUUCAAAUUUUCUUGAUCAUUAUCUUGAUGUACCAGUUGAUUUAUCAAAAGUAUUAUUUAUAUGUACAGCAAAUGUUAUUGAUACAAUACCAGAACCAUUACGUGAUCGUAUGGAAAUGAUUGAUAUGUCUGGUUAUGUUGCUGAAGAAAAAUUAGCAAUUGCUAAACAAUAUUUAGUACCACAAGCUAUGAAAGAUUGUGGUUUAAAUAAUGAUAAUAUUAUUAUAAAUGAUGAUGCAUUAAAAACAUUAAUAAAAUCAUAUUGUCGUGAAAGUGGUGUUAGAAAUUUACAAAAACAUAUUGAAAAAGUAUCACGUAAAGUUGCAUUUAAAAUUGUUAAAAAUGAAACAGAUAAAUUAAUGAAUAUUGAUGAUAAUAAUUUAGUUGAUUUUGUUGGUAAACCAGUAUUUACACAUGAUCGUAUGUAUGAUGUAACACCACCAGGUGUUGUUAUGGGUUUAGCAUGGACAGCAAUGGGUGGUUCAACAUUAUUUAUUGAAACAUCAAUUAAUAAAUUAAGUGAUAAAAAAAAUGAAGGUACAUUUGAAGCAACUGGACAUCUUGGUGAUGUUAUGAAAGAAUCAAUUAAAAUAGCAAUGACUGUUGCUAGAAAUUUUAUGAAAACAAAUGAUUCAAAUAAUACAUUUUUAUAUGAUUCACAUUUACAUUUACAUGUACCAGAAGGUGCAACACCAAAAGAUGGACCAAGUGCUGGUGUUACAAUUGCAAGUGCAUUAAUAUCACUUGCUAAAAAAAAAUCAAUAAGACAAUCAAUUGCAAUGACUGGUGAAUUAAGUUUAAUGGGUAAAGUACUACCUGUUGGUGGUAUUAAAGAAAAAAUUAUUGCUGCUAAAAGAGUUGGUGUUAAUUGUAUUAUUCUACCAGAUGAAAAUAAAAAAGAUUUUGAUGAUUUACCAAAAUUUAUAACUGAUGGAUUAGAAGUACAUUUUGCAACUAAUUUUAGUGAUGUUUAUAAUAUUUGUUUUGGUGAUGAUAAUCAAUUGAAUAAUGAUACUUUUAAUAUUCAAUAUAAACAAACACAAAAUGCCACAAUUCAUGGUAAACAAAAUUAAUUUAAUUAACAA